Messenger RNA from Vicia faba (fava bean), 729 nucleotides. NCBI's taxonomy places the organism in Eukaryota, Viridiplantae, Streptophyta, Magnoliopsida, Fabales, Fabaceae. The record is from the annotation of a GenBank genome assembly.
AUGGUUGAAAAGGAAGAUUUGGCUUUGAGUCUAGGCUUGAACUUCUUUCACAAACCUCACCCUCUCAAUCUCAUCUCUUCCUCAGUACGAGGAAUCGACGUCAAUCGCCUACCAUCAACCGUUGCCGAACACGAAGAAGAAGAAGAAGAAACAGGAGUUUCAUCUCCGAACAGCACUGUUUCAAGCGUCAGUGGAAAACGAAGCGAGAGAGAAGGAGGAAAUAUCAGUGACGACGAAGACGCUGAAACCGCUAGAAAAAAACUCAGACUCUCAAAAAACCAAUCAGCUAUUCUCGAAGAAACUUUCAAUCAACACAAUACCCUUAAUCCCAAGCAAAAGUUGGCACUUGCAAAGCAACUUGGCCUUCGUCCAAGACAAGUUGAAGUCUGGUUUCAAAAUAGAAGAGCUAGGACAAAGCUGAAGCAAACGGAGGUUGAUUGUGAGGUGUUGAAACGGUGUUGCGAAAAUCUAACGGAUGAAAAUAGAAGACUACAUAAGGAAGUUCAAGAGCUGAGAGCACUGAAACUUUCCCCUCAAUUUUAUAUGCAAAUGACUCCACCAACUACUCUUACUAUGUGCCCUUCUUGUGAGCGCGUGGCUGUUCCUUCUUCUGGUGUUGAUACCAUCGCUCAAGCCCAAGCCCAAGCCCAUCAUCGGGCUGUACAUAUGAGCCCGUGGGCUUCUGCUGCUGCUCCUGCGCGUAGGAUGUUUGAUGUUUUUCGUCAAUGA